UUAAAAUUAAAAAGGACAAGCUGUGGCGUAUCCAGGUCCACUGAAAAUGACCCUUUUGGUUGCAUGUACCUUCCUUCAUUCCCACCCUUUUCCAUUGUUCAUUAUAAAUAAUUGUUGCACUUUGUUUCUGGCAGCAAACACAACUCCACCACUAUUAUACAACUAUAAUAAUAACGGCUGCAUAGAUAGCACACUUAGCCAUUAGUAUCCAACUAAAACCGCAACACUUUGAUUUUUCUCUUAUCUCCUUUUCUCUUCUAUAAAUAUGGCUCAUCUGAGCCACAAGACCUUGGUUUAUCUUCCAGAAAUGAGGCCUGAACAUGAAGCUGAGGAAGGCCAACCCAGAAAAAGUCUUGGUUCUUUUUCUUCUUGGCCUCAUCGUUUGGAGAAUGUUUUCCCCGUUUAUGCCAUGGGAACUUCCAACCCUGCAGUCUUGGAUUCUUCACUUCACACUUCUGAUUGUCUUGAUCCUAUUUGGGAUGCUGUCAGAGAAGAAGCCAAGUUAGAGGCAGAAAAGGAGCCAAUUUUGAGUAGCUUCUUCUAUGCCACUAUUCUGUCUCAUGAUUGCUUGGAGCAAGCAUUGGCUUUUGCUCUUGCCAACCGACUCCAAAACCCUACUCUUUUGGCAACUCAGCUGAUGGAUAUAUUUUCUAAUGUGAUGAAGCAUGAUAAAGGUAUCCAGCAAUCCAUUCGCUUGGAUAUUCAGGCAUUUAAAGAUCGGGAUCCUGCUUGUUUGUCAUAUUGCUCAGCACUUUUAUAUAUGAAGGGCUACCAGUCUUUGCAAGUAUAUCGAGUAGCUCAUGCUUUGUGGGGCCAGGGACGCAAAGUUUUGGCCUCAGCUUUGCAAAGUCGAGUUAGUGAGGUUUUUGGAGUUGAUAUACAUCCAGCUGCAAAAAUUGGGGAUGGAAUUUUAGUAGAUCAUGGGACAGGUGUUGUUAUUGGUGAAACAGUUGUUGUUGGAAACAGAGUUUCAUUGAUGCAAGGUGUAACUUUUGGCGGCACGGGUAAGGAAACAGGUGAUCGGCAUCCCAAAAUUUCUGAAGGUGUUCUAAUUGGAGCACAUGCAACUAUACUUGGGAAUAUAACAAUUGGUGAAUGUGUGAUGAUAGCUGCUGGCUCCCUUGUGUUACAAGAGGUUCCUCCUCACAGCAUUGUGGCUGGUGUACCAGCAAAGGUUAUUGGAAGAGUACAUGAGCAUUAUCCAUCCUUAACCAUGCAGCAAGAUGAAAAUAAGCAUCUAUCGGAGGAGUUUUUCUAUAGCAAAGAUGAAACCACAGAAAAUUACUACAUAAAUUGAGGUGCUGAAAAAAAA
Glycine soja is the source of this 1312-nucleotide messenger RNA. RefSeq names its product serine acetyltransferase 2-like. Gene Ontology annotation, molecular function: L-serine O-acetyltransferase activity. Lineage: Eukaryota; Viridiplantae; Streptophyta; Magnoliopsida; Fabales; Fabaceae. The transcript is spliced from 9 exons. The record is from RefSeq and is a predicted model, not a curated record. The coding region runs from base 266 to 1297 and encodes 343 amino acids. Gene Ontology annotation, cellular component: cytoplasm; cytosol.